This is a messenger RNA of Microplitis mediator, 2616 nucleotides long. RefSeq names its product ATP-binding cassette sub-family D member 3 (gene Pmp70). Gene Ontology annotation, molecular function: ATP hydrolysis activity; ABC-type transporter activity; long-chain fatty acid transmembrane transporter activity. The transcript has 14 exons. Gene Ontology annotation, cellular component: peroxisomal membrane. Lineage: Eukaryota; Metazoa; Arthropoda; Insecta; Hymenoptera; Braconidae. Gene Ontology annotation, biological process: long-chain fatty acid import into peroxisome; peroxisome organization; very long-chain fatty acid catabolic process. The record is from RefSeq and is a predicted model, not a curated record. Bases 281 to 2257 code for a protein of 658 amino acids.
ACAGCUGAUUUAAAAAUAUUUGAUAUUAAGAGUAACAGAGAAGACUAGAAUUAAAUGCUAGAGAUUUAAUUGUUAAACAAAGACAGGAAUUAUUUUUUUGCCCCACUACUUUUGACCAGGAUUUAUUGUUUAUUAAUGUUCAUGUGUGUGUAACGUGGUCGCACUUUGAGUGCGGCAAGUAAACAAACAAAACAAGAUUGACAUCAGUUGAUAUCGUUCCUAUUAUAACCGUCAUUAUCAUCACCAUCAUCAUCGUCUCAUAACUGUAGAAUUGUAUAGAAUGGCUCCAGCACCUAGUAAAUUUUUAACGAAACAAAAUGUCGCUGGUGCAUUAGCGAUCAGUGCAUUGAUUUGGUUACUUAAACGCAAACGAACUAAACGUUCAAUAAAAUCAAGAACUUUAUGGCCGACGAGUGAUGUACACUAUGUCAUUAAAGAGGAAAAGCCUAAAGGUCCUCCUAAAGCCCACGUCAAUGCUGUUUUUUUCAAACAACUUCGUCAGUUACUAUCUAUUGGUAUUCCUGGAUUACUUACACCUGAAACCGGCUUUAUUGUAUUGGUAGCUGGAUCACUUGUUGUUAGAUCAUUAUGUGAUCUAUGGAUGAUUCGUAUCAGUACUCUCAUUGAAGGGACAAUUGUCAAUAUGGAUGGUCCAAUGUUCAAGAAACGGUUAUUGACAUUUUUAGCUGCUUUACCGAUGAUAUCAAUUGUGAAUAAUCUUUUAAAAUAUGGAAUAGGUGAAAUAAAAUUAAGGUUGAGAACUAAUAUAACGAGACAUUUACUCGAUCAAUAUCUGAAGGGCUUCACUUACUACAAAAUGACGAAUUUAGAUACUCGUAUUGCUAAUCCUGACCAAUUACUCACAACGGACAUUGAUAAAUUUUGUGAUUGUUGUACAGAUUUGUAUAGCAAUAUUGCUAAACCAUUACUAGAUAUUUCAAUUUACGUUUACAGAUUGACAUCAUCUUUAGGUGGACAGACUCCUCUACUAAUGUUGGGGUACCUGCUUGUGGCUGGUAGUUUUCUUACGCACAUACGAAAGCCUAUUGCCUCAAUGACAGUAAAAGAGCAGCGUUUGGAAGGAGAAUUCCGGCAUAUUAAUUCACGUCUUAUCACAAAUUCCGAAGAGAUUGCAUUUUACCGUGGAAACAAUCGAGAAAAGUUAACUCUUUUUGCAAGUUUCCAUAAGCUUAUGCAACACUUGAGAUCACUCUUGGAAUUCAAAGUUGCUAUGGGCGUAGUUGACAAUUUUGUUGGAAAAUAUAUAGCAACAGUUGUUGGUUUUUAUGCAGUGAGUAUUCCAUUCUUUCAAAAAAAUCAUCCAGUGCUUUCUGGUUCACCCGAUCACCGAUUUAAAAAUUAUUACGAGAAUGGUAGAAUGCUGAUCAAAAUGGCAGAAGCUAUUGGUAGAUUAGUUCUCGCUGGUCGAGAAAUGACAAGAUUAGCUGGUUUUACAGCACGUGUAACAGAAAUACGUCAAGUUCUUGAUGAUUUAAAUAACGGAAAGUACACAAGAACAAUGAUAACGGAUGCUAAAAAUUUAUCAAUCGGUCAAGCAGGAGCAGGAAAAAUUAUUCCCAAGGAUAAUGUAAUUCGUUUUGAUCAUGUACCAUUAGUUACACCCAAUGGUGAUGUUCUUAUUCGUGAUCUUACAUUUGAAGUUAAAUCUGGAAUGAAUGUAUUAGUUUGCGGACCAAAUGGUUGUGGUAAAAGUUCAUUGUUCCGUGUGCUUGGUGAAUUAUGGCCUGUAUGGGGGGGAGUAGUUACAAAGCCACCGAGUACUAAAUUAUUUUACAUUCCUCAACGACCUUACAUGACACUCGGUACUUUGAGAGAUCAGGUUAUUUAUCCACACACUCAAGCGGAAAUGCAAAGACGUAAUCAUGCUAAGGAUGAAGAUUUACAAAAGUUUUUAGAUCUAGUACAGCUCAGUCAUUUACUAGAACGUGAAGGUGGAUGGGAUACAGUCGCUGAUUGGAUGGACGUAUUGUCUGGUGGAGAAAAACAACGAAUAGCUAUGGCAAGAUUAUUCUAUCACAAGCCACAAUUUGCAAUUCUAGACGAAUGUACAAGUGCAGUGAGUGUAGAUGUUGAAGAUUCAAUGUAUUCUUACUGUCGACAAGCGAACAUUUCAUUAUUCACUGUAUCUCAUAGACGUUCAUUAUGGAAACAUCACGAGUAUUACUUGUUAAUGGAUGGUCGAGGUUCAUACGAAUUUAAACCAAUUGAGCCUAAUACAGAAGAAUUUGGUUCGUAAAUUUUAGUGUCAAUUAUUUAAAAACCUCAAAUUAUUUAAUGGUAAUUGAAUGCAUGAGGUAUUGAAUUAUUAUAAAUUAUAAGAGAUGAUUAGUUUUUUAAAUAAGAAAUCAAAUUAAAAGACUUUAUUAAACAUAAAGUCAUUAGGAAUAAAUUCAAAUGAUGAAUCAAUUGAUAGAUACUAAUUAAUUAAAUGCAAAUUAUCAUUAUUUAAUAAUAAUUAAAUUCGAUUUGUGCACUAUAUUAAGAUAAUCAAUUAUACUGUUAUGCACAUCGAUUUUUUAAUUGUUUAAUAUUGAAAAACUAUUAAUAUAAGUAAAUUAAAAUUUUAUAGAGUAUUAGAAAAAGGAUUUUAUAUAU